AUCAUAAACAAAAACAAAUAGAUUUUUAUUUUUGGGAAAUCGAAGAAAAGAAUAUUACAGGUACCAGAUGUUGAUCUGCGUCUGAACUCUGAAUCAAGACGCAGAAGCAGAUCUAAUCGUCAGUUUAGGGCUAUUUUCUACCCAAUUUCCGAUCAUUUCCGGCCAUGAUUCUUUGAAUUUCUGCAGUUCUCUUUUCCAAAUUCGAAUUAUUACCUUUGGUGGGACGAUGAGUUUCCUGCUGCGGUCAUCUCAGACGGCCGCAGUAGCAUCAGCGGAGUAUCGUGCCACUGAUGCAACACACACUAGGGGGAAUACUCUUGAGGGUCUUAUUGGUCCAGAUUCGAUUUUACUCAAUUCAAUUGCUGAAGAUCAGGUUGCUGAAUCAGAAGAGGUCGAUAGUCAAGAGGGUAUUAUGGAGAAACAUAACCCUGCUAAGGAUUCCGCUCCUAUUGUUCAAAAUCACAUUGAUGUUACCGCAGAUGAAGGAUAUAUAACUAUUCCAUACAAGGAACUCCCUGAUGAUUGGAUGGAGGCACCGGAUAUACAUUCCUUUCACACAUUAGAUCGGGGUUUUGUUUUUCCUGGUGAACAAGUCCACAUUUUGGCAUGCUUGUCGACUUGCAAGCAGGAUAUGGAAAUUAUAACACCUUUUAAAGUUGCUGCUGUUAUGAGUAAAAAUGGUAUUGGGCAAGGGACCAAGAAAGAAAAUGAAGAUGCUGGAUCUGAAAGUGAACUUGUUCAUGAUAGUGAGGAAACGAGUCCAUCUGGUCAAGAAGUUGAUCAGAGUGGCGACAAUGUGUCGAAAGAGCAGAUUGAUAGACAAAAGAAUGUCUCUGAUGGUGAAAUGCUUCUUAGAAGGGAAGUCCAGAGAAGGCAGACGGAGACUUUGUUGCAAAAGAUUGAAAAUUCACAUUUCUUUGUCCGUAUUGUAGAUUCUGAUGAACCACUUUGGGAAAAGAGAGAAACAUCAAAAACUCCGGUAUCCGGUGGUACAGAAAAUAGAACUGCUCCAAAAAAUAUAGCAUCUAUAAAUUCAAUUAUUGAAAGAGGGAGCUUUGAUGCUAGUGUUUCUGGUGGAUUGGCUAGAAGUUCUCGCAAGUGUUGCUCACUGUCUAAUGGAGAUAUAGUGGUGCUUUUACUGGUUAAUAUUGGUGUUGAGUUUGUCAAAGAUCCUUUUCUGGAAAUUUACCAGUUUGAGAAAUUUAAGGACAAAGGUUUGAAAAGUGAGGAUCAUUCAAGUUUCUCAUCUGUAAAUGAAGACCCUUGUGGAGAUCUAUUAAAAUGGUUGCUUCCUGUGGAUAACUCUAUUCACCUUCCUGCUCCAUCUUUGCCCCCGAUUCCAGCCCCAAGUUCCAAUUCAUCCAUACGCAGCAUUUCUACUAGAUCCAAUUUUUCCUCCGCAUCAAGCUCUCAGCUAUUUUCUUUUAAUCAUUUUAGAAGUUAUUCCAUGUCUGCAAUGCCCCCAACUGCUGUACAACAACCUCCUGCCAGUCCUAGUACUAGGCCAGAUGUUGACCUACAAGAUUGGGAUCAGUUCCCUUCAUUUAAGUUGCCAAAGAGUACAGAACGUGGAUUUGCAAAUAUUCUCUCUUUUCGGGGUGUGACAUUAGAACCAGAAAGAUUUUCUGUUCGGUGUGGCUUGGAAGGAAUUUUCACCCCUGGAAGAAGAUGGAGGAGGAAAAUUGAAGUUAUUCAACCCAUAGAGAUCCACUCUUUUGCUGCUGAUUGCAAUACAGAUGAUCUUCUAUGCAUACAGAUAAAGAAUGUAGCUCCUGCACAUUUGGCGGAUAUUGUGGUAUAUCUAGAUGCCAUAUCGGUUGUCUAUGAAGAGGCACCAAAAGGCGGACCUCCGGUCUCAUUACCAAUUGCAUGUAUCGAAGCAGGGGAUGGGCAUAAUCUGCCAAACCUUACCCUCAGGAGAGGUGAAGAACACUCUUUUAUUCUCAAACCAGUAACCUCAGUGGGGAAGACAGCCAAGGCUAACAUUCAAAAGAAUUCUCAGUUAUCACUCUUAAAGACAGGAUCAAUUUCCCGAUCUUCAAAGAGGCUUGAAGUAAAAGAAAAUGCUUCUGUCUCAGAUCAGUUUGCUGUUCUAGUCUCAUGUCGGUGCAACUACACUGAGUCAAGGUUAUUUUUUAAGCAGUCAACGAAUUGGCGACCACGAGUCUCUAGAGAUCUUAUGAUAUCGGUUGCAUCGGAGAUGUCAAGAAAAAAUCUAGUUUCUGAUGGAAUUGUUCCUCAGCUUCCUGUCCAGGUUUUAACUCUUCAUGCUUCAAAUCUGACAUCUGAAGACGUAACAAUGACUGUUCAUGCUCCAGCUUCUUUUACAUCGCCUCCUACAGUUGUUUCCAUAAAUUCAUGUCCAUCUACACCCAUGAGCCCAUUUGUUGGUCAUUUUGAUCCUUUGGGAAGAGCGAAACAGAACGGAGAGAGUGAUCCUCAUACGGUGGCGUUAAAUGAAAAUGACAUACCUGGCACCGAAUCCAGCUGUACACAUUUGUGGUUGCAUAGUAGAGUCCCAUUGGGAUGUGUUCCUGCUAAAUCCAUGGCUACAAUAAAGUUGGAAUUACUUCCUUUAACGGAUGGGAUCAUCACGCUGGAUUCUUUGCAGAUUCAUGUUAAGGAGAGAGGAUUGACAUAUGUGCCAGAGCACUCUUUAAAGAUAAACGCAACUUCCAGCAUCGCUACUGGUAUCAUGUGAGAUCGGUUAGCUGGCUGUUUCUAUGUUUCAUAACCUCACUUUACAAAUGGUCUGUCAAAAAGAUUUGAUUGCAGCAAUUAUGAGGGUCGGUCCUGCUGUUCCCUUCUUUGUUGUAUAGGCGAAAGAGAUUUUAUUAUGCCUAAAUCAUUCAAGCCAGAAAGAAAAAGGUUAAUUUUCUGGUUAAAGAACCAUUCACUCAUGUUAUGAUGUUAUUUUUUAUAUGCCCAUUCACACUUGAAAAGAGGCGAUUAGCCGAUUAUUAUAGUAUAUUACUGCAGAAUCUAUUAUGCAGAUGAACCCUUUUUGUAAAUUUGGAUCCUAAGGGAGAGUUUGUUAAAGUUGCUUUUGUUUUAAGGGGAUUUCAGUUACUUAGGCUUUAAAGGCUCUUUGGAGUCCCUGAUGGCAUUAUAGAAUUGCACAUUCUGUUUUGUUUC
Molecule: messenger RNA, 3135 nt
Organism: Impatiens glandulifera
Lineage: Eukaryota; Viridiplantae; Streptophyta; Magnoliopsida; Ericales; Balsaminaceae
Exons: 11
Coding region: 227-2701 (824 amino acids)
Source: RefSeq, a predicted model, not a curated record